AUGUCGGACCAAGCAUCAUCAGGAGAUUCGACUGAAUUGAAAGCUGGUCGUCCUCCAGCAAUAAAAGUUGGUGGAAUGCGUGUUGGUGCAUCACGUCCUCGACAAACAUCACAAGGUGAUGAUAAAGAUAAAAAUGUUACUAAUGAACAAAUUUCAGGAGAUAGUACAAAUGCUAGUGGUAAAGAAGGAACAUCCGAUGAUGAUAAUCAAAGAAAUCAAGAAGAUAUCGAUAAUGAACAAGGAUCAGGAACAUUAUCUAAUCGUGUAGCUGGUCAGAUGGUAUCAGGAACAUUUGUACCUGUACAAAAAGCUUUUCCAACUGAGGCCGUAAAAAAUAUUCAUGAUAGACAUGGUAUACAUCCAAAACAUGAACAUAAUACAUAUUCCAAACAUGAUGAUCAACGUUUUAUAAAUCAACCACGAAAAUAA
This is a messenger RNA of Rotaria sordida, 429 nucleotides long. The record is from the annotation of a GenBank genome assembly. Lineage: Eukaryota; Metazoa; Rotifera; Eurotatoria; Philodinida; Philodinidae.